AUGAACAAAUGUUUGAAUCCAGACAUGGAUAUAACCUACAAUGUUGUUUGUGCAGCUUACUUGAGUUUUUACCUUUCACUCCCUCACCUCCCUUGCAGGUCAGAGUAAAGCCCCACAGUCAGCCCCCAAUCCCUCAGUCCACCCCCUGCAGCCCCAGAAUGGAAAUUAUGGUAAACAACUCCAGAUCACCCACUGUGCUUUUAAAUGUAAUGCCUUUUCACAUCCUGUACCAGGAGUUGAAUUGAGAGGUUGGGUCAUUAAUGGACUGUAUUCUCAAGAUAAAUUCCUAAUAUUUUGCAGUGCCUUCGGAAGGUAUUCAGACCCCUUGACUUUUUCCACAUUUUGUUACGUUACAGCCUUAACCUAAAAAUGGAUUAAAUAAAAAAAUGUAAUCAGCAAACUACACACAAUACCCCAUAAUGACAAAGCGAAAACAGGUUUUUAGAAACACCUUAUUUACAUAAGUAUUCAGACCCUUUGCUUUGAGACUUGAAAUUGAGCUCAGGUGCAUCCUGUUUCCAUUGAUCAUCCUUGAGAUGUUUCUACAACUUGGAGUCCACCUGUGGUAAAUGCAAUUGAUUGGACAUGAUUUGGAAAGGCACACACCUGUCUAUAUAAGGUCCCACAGUUGACAGUGCAUGUCUGAGCAAAAAACCAAGCCGUGAUGUUUAAGGAAUUGUCCGUAGAGCUCUGAGACAGGAUUGUGUCGAGGCACAGAUCUGGGGAAAGGUACCCAAAAAUGUCUGCAGCAUUGAAGGUCCCCAAGAACACAGUGGCCUCCAUCAUUCUUAAAUGGAAGAAGUUUGGAACCACCAAGUCUGGAGGAAACCUGGCACCAUCUCUACGGUGAAGCAUGGUGGUGGCAGCAUCAUGCUGUGGGGAUGUUUUUCAGUGGCAGGGACUGGGAGACUAGUCAGGAUCGAGGCAAAGAUGAACGGAGCAAAGUACAGAGAUCCUUGAUGAAAACCUGUUCAGGACCUCAGACUGGGGCGAAGGUUCACCUUCCAACAGGACAACGACCCUAAGCACACAGACAAGACAACGCAGGAGUGGCUUCGGGACAAGUCUCUGAAUGUCCUUGAGUGGCCCAGCCAGAGCCCGGACUUGAACCCGAUCAAACAUCUCUGGAGAGAACUGAAAAUAGCUGUGCAGCAAUGCUCCCCAUCCAACCUGACAGAGCUUGAGAGGAUCUGCAGAGGGGGGUGGGAGAAACUCCCCAAAUACAGGUGUGCCAAGCUUGUAGCGUCAUACCCAAGAAGACUUGAGGCUGUAAUUGCUGCCAAAGGUGCUUCAACAAAGUACUGAGUAAAGGGUCUGAAUACUUAUGUAAAUGUAUUGUGUGUGUAGAUACAGUGGGGGAAAAAAGUAUUUAGUCAGCCACCAAUUGUGCAAGUUCUCCCACUUAAAAAGAUGAGAGAGGCCUGUAAUUUUCAUCAUAGGUACACGUCAACUAUGACAGACAAAUUGAGGAAAAAAAAUCCAGAAAAUCACAUUGUAGGAUUUUUAAUGAAUUUAUUUGCAAAUUAUGGUGGAAAAUAAGUAUUUGGUCACCUACAAACAAGCAAGAUUUCUUGCUCUCACAGACCUGUAACUUCUUCUUUAAGAGGCUCCUCUGUCCUCCACUCAUUACCUGUAUUAAUGGCACCUGUUUGAACUUGUUAUCAGUAUAAAAGACACCUGUCCACAACCUCACAGUCACACUCCAAACUCCACUAUGGCCAAGACCAAAGAGCUGUCAAAGGACACCAGAAACAAAAUUGUAGACCUGCACCAGGCUGGGAAGACUGAAUCUGCAAUAGGUAAGCAGCUUGGUUUGAAGAAAUCAACUGUGGGAGCAAUUAUUAGGAAAUGGAAGACAUACAAGACCACUGAUAAUCUCCCUCGAUCUGGGGCUCCACACAAGAUCUCACCCCGUGGGGUCAAAAUGAUCCCAAGAACGGUGAGCAAAAAUCCCAGAACCACACGGGGGGACCUAGUGAAUGACCUGCAGAGAGCUGGGACCAAAGUAACAAAGCCUACCAUCAGUAACACACUACGCCGCCAGGGACUCAAAUCCUGCAGUGCAAGACGUGUCCCCCUGCUUAAGCCAGUACAUGUCCAGGCCCGUCUGAAGUUUGCUAGAGUGCAUUUGGAUGAUCCAGAAGAGGAUUGGGAGAAUGUCAUAUGGUCAGAUGAAACCAAAAUAGAACUUUUUGGUAAAAACUCAACUCGUUGUGUUUGGAGGACAAAGAAUGCUGAGUUGCAUCCAAAGAACACCAUACCUACUGUGAAGCAUGGGGGUGGAAACAUCAUGCUUUGGGGCUGUUUUUCUGCAAAGGGACCAGGACGACUGAUCCGUGUAAUGGAAAGAAUGAAUGGGGCCAUGUAUCGUGAGAUUUUGAGUGAAAACCUCCUUCCAUCAGCAAGGGCAUUGAAGAUGAAACGUGGCUGGGUCUUUUCAGCAUGACAAUGAUCCCAAACACACCGCCCGGGCAACGAAGGAGUGGCUUCGUAAGAAGCAUUUCUAGGUCCUGGAGUGGCCUAGCCAGUCUCCAUAUCUCAACCCCAUAGAAAAUCUUUGGAGAGAGUUGAAAGUCCGUGUUGCCCAGCGACAGCCCCAAAACAUCACUGCUCUAGAGGAGAUCUGCAUGGAGGAAUGGGCCAAAAUACCAGCAACAGUGUGUGAAAACCUUGUGAAGACUUACAGAAAACGUUUGACCUGUGUCAAAAUCCUACAAUGUGAUUUUCUGGAUUUUUUUCCCUCAUUUUGUCAUGACGUGUACCUAUGAUGAAAAUUACAGGCCUCUCUCAUCUUUUUAAGUGGGAGAACUUGCACAACUUGGUGGCUGACUAAAUACUUUUUUCCCCCACUGUAUAUAUACAGUGGGGAGAACAAGUAUUUGAUACACUGCCGAUUUUGCAGGUUUUCCUACUUACAAAGCAUGUAGAGGUCUGUAAUUUUUUAUCAUAGGUACACUUCAACUGUGAGAGACGGAAUCUAAAACAAAAAUCCAGAAAAUCACAUUGUAUGAUUUUGAAGUAAUUAAUUUGCAUUUUAUUGCAUGACAUAAGUAUUUGAUCACCUACCAACCAGUAAGAAUUCUGGCUCUCACAGACCUGUUAGUUUUUCUUUAAGAAGCCCUCCUGUUCUCCACUCAUUACCUGUAUUAACUGCACCUGUUUGAACUCAUUACCUGUAUAAAAGACACCUGUCGACACACUCAAUCAAACAGACUCCAACCUCUCCACAAUGGCCAAGAUCAGAGAGCUGUGUAAGGACAUCAGGGAUAAAAUUGUAGACCUGCACAAGGCUGGGAUGGGCUACAGGACAAUAGGCAAGCCGCUUGGUGAGAAGGCAACAACUGUUGGCGCAAUUAUUAGAAAAUGGAAGAAGUUCAAGAUGACGGUCAAUCACCCUCGGUCUGGGGCUCCAUGUAAGAUCUCACCUCGUGGGGCAUCAAUGAUCAUGAGGAAGGUGAGGGAACAGCCCAGAACUACACGGCAGGACCUGGUCAAUGACCUGAAGAGAGCUGGGACCACAGUCUCAAAGAAAACCAUUAGUAACACAUUACGCCGUCAUGGAUUAAAAUCCUGCAGCGCACGCAAGGUCCCCCUGCUCAAGCCAGCGCAUGUCCCGUCUGAAGUUUGCCAAUGACCAUCUGGAUGAUCCAGAGGAGGAAUGGGAGAAGGUCAUGUGGUCUGAUGAGACAAAAAUAGAGCUUUUUGGUCUAAACUCCACUCGCUGUGUUUGGAGGAAGAAGAAGGAUGAGUACAACCCCAAGAACAAUAAUCCCAACCGUGAAGCAUGGAGGUGGAAACAUCAUUCUUUGGGGAUUAUUUUCUGCAAAGGGGACAGGACGACUGCACCGUAUUGAGGGGAGGAUGGAUGGGGCCAUGUAUCGCGAGAUCUUGGCCUAUAACCUCCUUCCCUCAGUAAGAGCAUUGAAGAUGGGUCGUGGCUGGGUCUUCCAGCAUGACAACGACCCGAAACACACAGCCAGGGCAACUAAGGAGUUACUCCGUAAGAAGAAUCUCAAGGUCCUGGAGUGGCCUAGCCAGUCUCCAGACCUGAACCCAAUAGAAAAUCUUUGGAGGGAGCUGAAAGUCCGUAUUGCCCAGCGACAGCCCCGAAACCUGAAGGAUCUGGAGAAGGUCUGUAUGGAGGAGUGGGCCAUAAUCCCUGCUGCAGUGUGUGCAAACCUGGUCAAGACCUGACAGGAAUACGUCUUAUUUCUGUAAGUGCAAACAAAGGUUUCUAUACUCAAAUAUUAAGUUCUGCUGCUUUUCUGAGUAUCAAAUACUUAUGUCAUGCAAGAUAAUGCAAAUUAAUUUACUUAACAAUCCUACAAGUGAUUUCUGGGUUUUUGUUUUUAGAAUUAAGUCUCUCACAGUUGAAGUGUUACCUUAUGCUUAAAAUUACAGCCCUCUACCUGCUUUGUACUAGGAAACCGCAAAAUCGGCGUGUCUCAACUCUUGUUUCUUCCCCACUGUGUGUGUGUGUGUGUAUAUAUAUAUAAUAUAUAUAUAUGUGUGUAUUUCUUAUGAUUUUGUCGAGAACCUUGAAGAAACUACAAAAAACAUUUGCCUCUUGGGUAGUAGAUGGCAGUAGAAACUAAAUCUGGUAAUGAUUACUGGAUGCUACAGAAAGCUAAAAACAUUUUGCCUGGUAGUUCUGACUGAUCCAUGUUGACCAUGGAUGCUGUUAAGGACAAAAUACUAGGUCUGUAUUCUGUCGCUUUGUUGCAAUAAGCCAUUAAAAUCAGUCUUAGAGUAAAGGUAUAAAACAGACAUGCUGCUGUACGUCACACUGGUUAUUAUUUCCAGGUGUCCAGAUGUGCUCGUCAGUCAGACUGUAAAUCUGGUUUUGAAUUGGAUAUGAUAUGAAUAUACUGUAGUAUUGACUUAAGGGUUUCAACACCUUACAUUUACUUCAUCUAGCAGAUGCUCUUAUCCAGAGCGACUUACAGUAGUGAGUGCAUAUGUUUUAAUACUUUUUUCAUACUGGUCCCCCAUGGGAAUCGAACCCACAUCCCUGGCGCUGGAAGCGCCAUGCUCUUCCAACUGAGCUACACGGGACUAACUUAAUCUUAAUUUCGACAGUUCCCUUUUCAUCAAGUAAUUAGGUAAGCACUUGGUUAUAAUUAGUACUGAAAUAAAAUGGUAAUCAUGCCAUGAUGAGAGAUGGUAUGUGAUGGGUAGCCUAAUUAUCAAUAAUAGUAAGCUACUGACAUUGAUUCCAAAAUAUACAUAUAUUUAGUUAGUCUACUUGAAUUUGGCAUUUGUUUUAUUUUUUACAAAUGCUCACUAAAUAGCUCUAAGAGGAAAAGGGUGCAGGUAAUUAAAUUAAUGCCUAAUUCUAAGUUCAUGUUUAUCAUCUCUCAUUACCCAUCUCUUGUGACAUAUAACCAUUUCUAAUCAUUACACAGUACAAAUGUUUAACCAGUUAUUUCAUGAAAAUAUGCAGGGCUAUAGGAAAUAUUUCUUAGUGCUAACCUACAGUAUUGUAUGGCAUUUUGUGAACCAUGACAGAUGAACUCUUAGCCCAAUAUAUGGCUUCAGAAGCUUAUAUCAUUUUAUGGUCAGGGUCGUAGGUAUUCAUCCCACUAAUCUGGUGUCAGGGAAUUGAAGUAGUGAUGGUGAGCUUCAUCCUCCUCAUCAGCACAGUUAUUAUUGUUCAGUUGUGUGGCUGUGCUGCUGGAUCUGGGGGCUUAAUUACUAGAAAUGCAGUGGUUGGCAAAGUGGACACUUUGAACUGUAAUCCACAGUGUGAGACGCACACAAAUCAAAUGUGCAGCUAGCGCUUGUCCGAACAGAGAAACCUCAAAGUCAGGCCGCAUGCACCAAUCUCCUGUGGGAAGAGCAGCUUUGGUUUGUUAUUUCACACUUCUGUCUGCUUUGAGUCUGUGAUACGUGAAUGAAUCAUCAUCUCUCUCUCUCUCGCUCUCUCUCUCACUGAAACACCAUCUCACAGACUCACAAGUUAGUUGGUCUUGGGGGGUUUGUCUCCUCUCUCCUAUCCCAAACAUACAGCAAUAAAUCCACUACUCUUCCUGAUUAAAGUUUUUCUGUUAUGUGAGACUACUCUCAUGAAGUUAGAUAAUUACAGUGAUCAAGGAGUUGCUAUCCAAAUAUAUAUAUAUAUAUAUAUAUAUUUUUUUUUAAUUCAGCCCUGAUGCAUUAUGGAUGUCUAUUCUGUUGAGUUUGCCACUCUAUCACUGCUGUCUAUAUGCACCAAUAGCUCCCCUGUUGUCUUUUUCAUUUCCCUAUCUAUCAUAAGGCUCCAUGAACAAAGGUCCCAGCAGAGAGUUUGGGGGGAAGAAGGCCAUGCCUCCGUCUGCCAUGCCCAGCACUCCUGGGGGAUCCUCCAAAGUCGUGCCCAUCGCCAGCCUCAACCCCUACCAGUCAAAGUGUGUGGUCUUCUUAUACCCGUCUAUGGUUGCGUCCCAAAUAGCACCGUAUUCCCUAUAUAGUGUACUACUUUAAAGUAGUGCACUAUAUAGGGAACAUAUUGCCUUUUGGGAUGCAUCCUAUCAUUUUGACGACCAUCUCAAACAGCAUGAUCUCUUGCCCAUAUGUUUACUCUUGAGUCAUAGAAUGGUCAUAAUGAUGGUCUGAUUUGUAUGUGGGGAUGUGUUUGUGUGAUUUAUUCCAUAGAUAGUUGGUCAAGGUAUUUUCAAGGAGUAUAGGUUCAUCCAACAACAACAUAAACAUUGUUUAUUUUCUGUCAGGUGGACCAUCCGAGCCCGUGUCACCAACAAGAGCGGCAUCCGCACCUGGAGCAACUCUCGUGGGGACGGCAAGCUGUUCUCCAUGGAGAUUGUGGAUGAGAGUGUGAGUAACCCUUUCUGUUUGCAUUUUCUCAUGUUGCCGUGUUGGAUCGCGUGGAGCUAGUCCGUAGCUGACUGUGUUGUGUGUUGAUGCAGGGCGAGAUCCGAGUGACUGCCUUUACCCAGGAGGUGGACAAGUUCUACAGCAUCAUCGAGACUGGCAAGGUGAGAUGAACUGCCUCCUAUUAAUGAUGCUUAUCCACCAUAUGUCUGUCACUUUGGCAGAUUUGGGUCAACUGAGUAAUCAAUCUCAAUGUGCUAUUGCCAAUACUUUUUGAUUUGUACAAUGUGCUGAAUUGGAUAUAAUAUGAUUUGAUAUAAUGAUAAAAAUCUGAGAUAAUGAAUGAUUCUCUCCAAAAUGAGUCACAGGACAGUAGCAACAUGAUCAUCUGCUACAGAUCCUCUGCCAGGCUUUAUUUAGCUCCUACAUCAGUAUUCAGGUGAAAUGAAUCCUGUGCCCAAAUCUAUUUUAGAUUUAAGCCUUAUUUGAUCCAUGUCCAGGUGUUCUACAUCUCCAAGGGAUCACUGAAGAUCGCCAACAAGCAGUACUCGUCCCUGAAGAAUGACUAUGAGAUGACCCUGAAUGGAGAGUCCACCAUCAUCCCCUGUGAGGACACCCAGGACGUACCCAUGGUGCAGUGCAACUUCGUCUCCAUCGCCGACCUGGAGGCCCGAGAAAAGGACGCCAUUUUGGGUAAGGCGCAGGUGUACCAAGGGAGGAGUGAAGGGGAUAGGUGGUCCAGGCAGGGCUGGCGGGGCGUGAUAACCAUCAUUAAUAACAGACUUAAUAAUAAGCUAUCAUGGGGAUAGCUGCAAAAGAGUGGUAGGGUAGCGUAGGGGAGAUGGAUGCUACGGCGAUAGCGGGUUGCGGUAGGGUGGUUGAGGUAAUUAUAAGAGCAGAGAUAAAAGUCAUUAAUAAUGCUGAUGACAGUAGUGGCCUGUGGCGCAGAUUGACUUUGGGCCCUAUGGCGGAGUCCGGUGAGCAGAGGAGAAAACACUGUCACUGGUAAAAGGAGUCGGUAAUAAGAAGCCAUAGUCGGCAUCCCAAAUGGCACUCUAGUCCCUAUAUAGUGCAAUACUUUUGACCAAGGCCUAUAUGGCUUCGGUCAAAAGUAGUGCACUAUGUAGAGAAUAGGAUGCCAUUUGGGACACAUCCCUAGUUGUAAUGAUGUUAAUAGACUUAGUGCAGCUUGUAGUGUAGCUGUAGAGUCAUUUGUCUUCCGGACCAGCAGGCGUCAGCCCAGCCAGCCCUGUGAUGUUGAAGAUAUCUUCUUAAUCAUGCUUAAAUGAGUUGUAACCUAACAAAGACUGGAUGAAAGGGUUAAUUAAGAUGGCAGAGAGUAUAGGCUACUCCCAAAUGACACCCUAUUCCCUAUAUAGUGCACUACUUUUGACCAGAGGGCCCAUUUGGGACGUAACCAUAGAACUGUAAUGUUGCUGAUAACGUCUCAUUUGCUUUGGCCCCCUUGCAGGGGUAAAUGGCUAUGCAUCAGCUCACCUUGAUAGAAGCAGGUUAACAUGAAUCUGUACUCAGGAUAAAUUAAAUGAGCAACAACAUCCAUUUAGUUUUAUUUUUGUUUCCCAUUCCUAUACAUACAGUACCAGUCAAAAAUGUGGACAUACCUACUCAUUCAAGGGUUUUUCUUUAUUUUUACUAUUUUCUACAUUGUACAAUAAUAGUGAAGACAUCAAAACUAUGAAAUAACACAUAUGGAAUCAUGUAGUAACCAAAAAAGUGUUAAACAAAUGAAAUGAGAUUCUUCAAAUAGCCACCCCAUGCCUUGAUGACAGCUUUGCACACUCUUGGCAUUCUCUCAACCAUCUUCACCUGGAAUGCUAUUCCAACAGUCUUGAAGGAGUUCCCACAUAUGCUGAGCACUUGUUGGCUGCUUUUCCUUCACUCUGCCGUCCAACUCAUCCCAAACCAUCUCAAUUGGGUUCAGGUCGGGGAUUGUGGAGGCCAGGUCAUCUGAUGCAUCACUCCAUGACUCUCCUUCUUGGUAAAAUAGCCCUUACACAUCCUGGAGGUGUGUUGGGUCAUUGUCCUGUUUAAAAUCAAAUGAUAGUCCCACUAAGCCCAAACCAGAUGGGAUGGCGUAUCGCUGCAGAAUGCUGUGGUAGCCAUGCUGGUUAAGUGUGCCUUGAAUUCUAAAUAAAUGACAGACGGUGUCACCAGCAAAGCACCCCCACACCAUAACACCUCCUCCUCCAUGCUUUACGGUGGGAACUACACAUGCGGAGAUCAUCCGUUCACCCACACCGCGUCUCACAAAGACACAGCGGUUGGAACCAAAAAACUCAAAUUUGGACUCCAGACCAAAGGACUAAUGUCCAUUGCUCGUGUUUCUUGGCCCAAGCAGGUCUCUUCCUCUUAUUGGUGUCCUUUAGUAGUGGUUUCUUUGCAGCAAUUCGACCAUGAAGGCCUGACUCACACAGUUUCCUCUGAACAGUUGAUGUUGAGAUAUGUCUGUGACUUGAACUCUGUGAAGCAUUUUUUUGGGCUGCAAUUUCUGAGGCUGGUAACUCUAAUGAACUUAUCCUCUGCAGCAGAGGUAACUUUUGGUCUUCCAUUCCUGUGGCGGUCCUCAUGAGAGCCAGUUUCAUCCUAGCGCUUGAUGGUUUUUGCGACUGCACUUGAAGAAACUUUCAAAGUUCUUGACGUUUUCCGUAUUGACUGACCUUCAUGUCUUUAAGUAAUGAUGGACUGUCGUUUCUCUUUGCUUAUUUGAGCUGUUCUUGCCAUAAUAUGGACUUGGUCUUUUACCAAAUAGGGCUAUCUUCUGUAUACCACCCCUACCUUGUCACAACACAACUGAUUGUCUCAAAUGCAUUAAGAAGGAAAGAAAUUCCACAAAUUAACUUUUAAGAAGGCACACCUGUUAAUUGAAAUGCAUUCCAGGUUACCUCAUGAAGCUGGUUGAGAGAAUGCCAAGAGUGUGCAAAGUUGUCAUCAAGGCAAAGGGUGGCUAUUUGAAGAAUCUCAAAUAUAUUUUAAUUUGUUUAACACUUUGUUGGUUACUACAUGAUUCCAUAUGUGUUAUUUAAUAGUUUUGAUGUCUUCACUAUUAUUCUACAAUGUAAAAAAUAGUACAAAUAAAGAAAAACCCUUGAAUGAGUAGGUGUGUCCAAACUUUUGACUGGUAGUGUAUGUAUGUGUGUAUAUGUAUGUGUGUGUGUGUGUGUGUGUGUGUGUGUAUAUAUAUGCCAUUUAGCAGACGCGUUUAUCCAAAGCAACUUACGGUACGUGCAUACAUUUGUAUUAUAUUUUGCUCCACGGGAAUCAAACCCACAACCUUAGCCAUGCUUGUGCCAAGCUCUACCAACUGAGCCAGACAGGACCACAGAGGCUAGGGGUUAGGGUUAGCCAGUGGUAGCUGGUGAAGGGAGAAACCGGAGGAUGGGCUCAUUGUAAUACAUAGUUAUAUGGAAUGUAAUGAGGAAUGGUAUCAAACAUGAAAUAAAACAUCUGUCAUUAAUGAUCUAGAAUGAAUGUACAUUUGAAAUAGUGCAGUGUCAUCAUUUGCAGUCUCUUUUGGGACCCUGUCACAUGCAUAACACAAAAUGUUCCUGUAGUGUUAUGAAAAGGCUAAUAUUUUAUAUAAUUUUUGAGGUAUACAAUCCUCUAAUUCACAAUGAAAAUAAAGAUUUUCAAAUAAUGAAUUGUAAAGGCAUUUUCUAGCACAUUUUGCAUUUUUGGUUGGUUAACACGGGACCCACGAGUGCACUUUGAUAGCCUAUGCGAUACCUAUUCAAGAUAAUGGUGAUUUCUUGACUCUUUUGAGGUACACUACAUUUUCAGAUGACUAUAAAAGUAUUAUGAUGAAGUUUGGUGAAAUAUUUCAUAUAUAUAUAUAUAUAUAUAUAUAUACACAGUGGGGAAAAAAAGUAUUUAGUCAGCCACCAAUUGUGCAAGUUCUCCCACUUAAAAAGAUGAGAGAGGCCUGUAAUUUUCAUCAUAGGUACACGUCAACUAUGACAGACAAAAUGAGAAAAAAAAUUCCAGAAAAUCACAUUGUAGGAUUUUUAAUGAAUUUAUUUGCAAAUUAUGGUGGAAAAUAAGUAUUUGGUCACCUACAAACAAGCAAGAUUUCUGGCUCUCACAGACCUGUAACUUCUUUAAGAGGCUCCUCUGUCCUCCACUCGUUACCUGUAUUAAUGGCACCUGUUUGAACUUGUUAUCAGUAUAAGACACCUGUCCACAACCUCAAACAGUCACACUCCAAACUCCACUAUGGCCAAGACCAAAGAGCUGUCAAAGGACACCAGAAACAAAAUUGUAGACCUGCACCAGGCUGGGAAGACUGAAUCUGCAAUAGGUAAGCAGCUUGGUUUGAAGAAAUCAACUGUGGGAGCAAUUAUUAGGAAAUGGAAGACAUACAAGACCACUGAUAAUCUCCCUCGAUCUGGGGCUCCACGCAAGAUCUCACCCCGUGGGGUCAAAAUGAUCACAAGAACGGUGAGCAAAAAUCCCAGAACCACACGGGGGGACCUUGUGAAUGACCUGCAGAGAGCUGGGACCAAAGUAACAAAGCCUACCAUCAGUAACACACUACGCCGCCAGGGACUCAAAUCCUGCAGUGCAAGAUGUGUCCCCCUGCUUAAGCCAGUACAUGUCCAGGCCCAUCUGAAGAUUGCUAGAGUGCAUUUGGAUGAUCCAGAAGAGGAUUGGGAGAAUGUCAUAUGGUCAGAUGAAACCAAAAUAUAACUUUUUGGUAAAAACUCAACUUGUCGUGUUUGGAGGACAAAGAAUGCUGAGUUGCAUCCAAAGAACACCAUACCUACUGUGAAGCAUGGGGGUGGAAACAUCAUGCUUUGGGGCUGUUUUUCUGCAAAGGGACCAGGACGACUGAUCCGUGUAAAGGAAAGAAUGAAUGAGGCCAUGUAUCGUGAGAUUUUGAGUGAAAACCUCCUUCCAUCAGCAAGGGCAUUGCAGAUGAAACGUAGCUGGGUCUUUCAGCAUGACAAUGAUCCCAAACACACCGCCCGGGCAACGAAGGAGUGGCUUCGUAAGAAGCAUUUCAAGGUCCUGGAGUGGCCUAGCCAGUCUCCAGAUCUCAACCCCAUAGAAAAUCUUUGGAGGGAGUUGAAAGUCCGUGUUGCCCAGCGACAGCCCCAAAACAUCACUGCUCUAGAGGAGAUCUGCAUGGAGGAAUGGGCCAAAAUACCAGCGACAGUGUGUGAAAACCUUGUGAAGACUUACAGAAAACGUUUGACCUGUGUCAUUGCCAACAAAGGGUAUAUAACAAAGUAUUGAGAAACUUUUGUUAUUGACCAAAUACUUAUUUUCCACCAUAAUUUGCAAAUAAAUUCAUAAAAAAUCCUACAAUGUGAUUUUCUGGAAUUCUUUUUCUCAUUUUGUCUGUCAUAGUUGACGUGUACCUAUAAUGAAAAUUACAGGCCUCUCUCAUCUUUUUAAGUGGGAGAACUUGCACAAUUGGUGGCUGACUAAAUACUUUUUUUCCCCCACUGUAAACACUCACAGCGUCACAUCCAUAACGGAGAAUGUCACAUCCAUAACGGUCAAUAUUCCUCUCUAAAGUAUAUAUGAAAAUGUUAAUAUUUUCAUCAUUGUUGUUUUUGUGUGUAGCCAAGCCUUCCUUUCAAAGUCUGUUAAUAUUUUACCCUAAGACUUUGAGAUGCAUAGACUUUGCCGAAGUGUCUGUUCUCCCAAAAAUGCCUGUCCAUUUCCAUCACGUCCACAAUGCAAGUUCUGUUGUUCCGUUACUUCAAACUGGUAUUAUUUAGAACUUUGUAAUUUUGUGUCUACACUUCCCCUAUAAGGUUCUACAAAAAUACACAUUAACAUUUUCAUUGAUGCUUGAUAAGUCAUUUUUUUGUGUGCAAAUCCAUAACGCUGGAAUUGCCCUGUCCAUCCCAGUCCAAACAAUCCUCUCAAGUUCCAAAACUGAAAACUGUUUAGAUUACAUAAAGGAGAGUUGACUGCUUUCAGUUCAUGUAAAAAAUAAAAUAAUUGCAGAGUUUCAAGGUUUUCUUCAGACAGUGACAAUAUAAACAAUGUAUAGCCUACAUCCGUCAGGCUGGGAGAGACUGAUGAGAGGCUGUGUUAGAGCAUCACGCUGACUGAUCUAUAAAUAAUUAUUUAAAUUUGAGCUCUCAUCCAGAGUGACUUACAGGAGCAAUUAGGGUUAAGUGCCUUGCUCAAGGGCACAUCGACAUAUUUUUCACCUAGUCGGCUCUGGGAAUUAAACCAGCGACCUUUCGGUUACUGUCCCAACGCUCUUAACCGCUAGGCUACCUGCUGCCCCAUGAGGAUAAUUAUUUAGCACGUAAAGUGACUUUUAGAAAAGUCAAUGUGCAGUGUCCGACUGCAAUGUAGUGGAAUUUGAUCUCAAACACGACCGUAGUCUACUGUGCUCAUGAUGUCACCGGUGUUGAAAAUAACUUCAACUAUCAAUGGACAUUCCACAUAUGCAUAUUAUAAAUAUUGAUCACAUGUCUGAUUCUCCUGGGUCACUCAAGGUUCUCCAAAGUAAUGCUGCUCAUAGUCUACUGUGCUAAUGAUGUGACUGUGUGUGUUUUCCAGAUGUGAUUGGAGUCUGUAAGAGCGUGGCCGACGUGACCCGCCUCACCACCAAGAACAACCGUGAGGUCUCCAAGAGGACGAUCAACCUGAUGGACCAGUCUGGUAAACUGGUGGAUGUCACCCUGUGGGGGGAGGAGGUGAGGACUGGGAGACAGACACUAGCACAGCCAUAUAGACGGUCUAUAUGCGUCUGGACACAAGGGGACAGUCCUGCUGGAUAAAGAGAGGAUGAAACUCAGUUUCUCUCAUGCUAGGUGACAUGCUGUAGCACCUUCAUUAUGUGUGUGUGUGUGUCCGUGUCCUGUCAGCCAGUGCCCCAGGAAGGGUACAGUACACCUCUCUCCUAAUUUGAAAAGGUGUUGUGAGCCAUAUGCCUCCAUGUGUUUGGAAAUGUCUAUUAAGCAGUUUGAAGAGGGAGAGGAGAUUUCAGCAAUGGGCUCUCUCUCUCUCUGUCUCUCUCUGUCUUUGUCUCUGUGUGUGUGUGUGUGUGUGUGUUUAAUAGAAGCUGAUGUGGUUGAAGUCACUGAGUAAAUACCAUGUCACAGUUUGAUGAAGGAACCCAGCUCCCGCAGUUGAUUUUAUACGUGGCUCAGUGGGGCUAUGCUUAGUUUGCCACCAUUUCUUUCACUCUGACAACUACAGCACAAUGUUCCCUCUGUUUGUUCUGCAGAUAUCCCCAAUCUAGGGGGACUUGCGGAGGUACACAACAUGUAUAGUUUAUAAAGAACAAGCUUUAGUAAAUACAGAAUUGCAUGAAUUUUUUCCCCACUUUUUUCCCCUUCUCCGCCAGUGCUGAUGCACAACAUGUCCAAAAGUAUGUGGACACCUGCUUGUCGAACAGCUCAUUCCAAAAUCAUGGGCAUUAAUAUGGAGUUCGUCCCCUCUAUAACAGCCUCCACUCUUCUGGGAAGGCUUUCCACUAAAUGUUGUAACAUUGCUGCGCGGACUUGCUUCCAUUCAGCCACGAGCAUUAGUGAGGUCAAGUUCUACCACACCGAUCUUGACGAACAAUUUCUGUAUGGACCUCGCUUUGUGCACGGGGGCAUUGUCAUGGUGAAACAGGAAAGGGCCUUCCCCAAAAUGUUGCCACAAAAUUGGAGGCACAGAAUCGUCUAGAAUAUCAUUGUAUGCUGUAACAUUAAGAUAUCCCUUCACUGGAACUAAGGGGUCUAGCCCGAACCAUGAAAAACAGCCCCAUACCAUUAUUCCUCCUCCACCAAACUUUACAGUUGACACUCUGCGUUGGGGCAGGUAGUGUUCUCCUGGCAUCUACCAAACCCAGAUUCGUCCGUAGGACUGCCAGAUGGUGAAGCGUGAUUCAUCACUCCAGAGAAUGUGUUUCCACUCCAGAGAACGCAAGCUUUACACCACUCCAGCCGACGCUUGGCAUUGCGCAUGGUGGUCUUAGGCUUUUGUGCGGCUGCUCAGCCAUGGAGACCCAUUUCAUAGGCCGUCAUUGUAAAUAUGAAUUUGUUCUUAACUGACUUGACUAGUUAAAUAAAGGUUAAAUAAAAAAUAUACAAAAUAAAUGAAGCUCCCGGCGAACAGUUCUUGUGCUGACGUUGCUUUUAGAGGAACUCGGUAGUGAGUGUUGCAACCGAGGACAGACUAUUUUUACGCGCUUCAGCACUUGCCGGUCUCGUUCUGUGAGCUUGUGUGGCCUACCACUUUGUGGAUGAGCCGUUGUUGCGCCUAGACGUUUCCACUUCACAAAACAGCAUUUACAGUUGACCGGGGCAGCUCUAGCAGGGCAGAAAUUUGACGAACUGACUUGUUGGAAAGGUGGCAUCCUAUGACGGUGCCACGUUGAAAGUCACUGAGCUCUUCAGUAAGACCAUUCUACUGCCAAUGUUUGUCUAUGGAGAUUGCAUGCUGUGUGCUCUAUUUUAUACACCUGUCAGCUACUGGUAUGGCUUAAAUAGCCGAAUCCACUAAUUUGAAGGGGUGCCCACAUACAUUUGGCCAUGUAGUGUAGUUUUGCACAUAAAGUGUAUAUCGUUGGAAAUCCUCAGUCAACCUAUCUGUUCUAUUUGCAGGCAGAGAACUUUGAUGGCUCUGGGCAGCCCAUCCUGGCCAUCAAAGGGGCCAAGCUGUCGGACUAUGGGGGCAGAUCUCUGUCUGCUUCGUUCAGCAGCACCAUCAUGGUCAACCCCGACAUCCCUGAGGCAUACAAGCUGCGGGGCUGGUAAGUGUCUGUCUAAAGGCCUCUGUGACUGUGUUAUGCAAGAACAGCCUGGGUAUGUAUGGUGCUGCUAUUAGGUCAUAUUUUGGGUUCGAAGACCUAGAGCGAAUCUCUCACAUCCUCUGCUCCACCGUUGAGAGAAUUCUAAAGGAUUUAAAGGAAUUUGAAUGCAAAUAUCAGAUCCCCAAACUCUGAGAGGGUGCGUGCUCCGUCUUGUAUCAUUAAAAUUAGCCUACCUCCAUUAGUGAAGAUGUGGAGGGGUUACUUCAGUGAAGCGUUACAUAUGAAUGCAAAUCAUUCUUAAUCUGCGGAAAAUGUAUUUUUUCUCCUUCUUAUCUGCCCUUCAAAAGAAGCCACAAAUAACGGGUGCACUGGAGACCAGAAGUGACGUGCACAAAUUUGUCUUUGAUUGUGGUGAUGGGAGCAUUUGUGUUUUGAUCACGUUGACGGGGCAGAACAUAAAUAUUUUAUUUCAUAUUAAUGACAAUAACAACUACAUUGAACAAAUAUUUGGAAGUAACCCUAAAGCCUAUAUUUGGAGUUAAAUCUAAAGCCUAUAUUAUAUUGGAACAAAUAUAAUGAAUGUAGGCCCAAAUUUAGUUUGUAUGUGAGAGUAGUUAUUUAGGGAAAGAGGUAGUUGGUAGCACAUCCACAUGCAGUGGUUUAAGAUGGCAGACAGAGGAACAGGCCCAUGUGUUAUCCCUUGAAGACCCCAUCUAUUGGCUGCUCCAGCAAAGCAAUGGGAAAACAGUUACUGUGACUCAUGCUUUCAUCUUUUCUUUGCGUUCUCUUGCCAAUUCCCGUUAUUCAUUACCUAAAUAAUGUUAUUCACUGUGUACCAUAUCCCAAAAUAAAUACUCAGCUUUUCCAAUCCCAUAUCUAGUUGGGAAGCUAGGCAGCAGUUUAGUUUUUAAGUUGAUAUCAAAGCCGUGUCUUGUCAAUGGCAGGGUGGAAGCAUAAAAUAGAAUAUUGUAAUUCAAUGGGUAGAAGCAGGGUUGGAAAGAUAGUUGGAUAGAUGUGUAUGGUGGAAGGAAGGGGGGAUUGAUGGAGGAGGCGGGGUCUUCACAGGGACUUUAGGGACAGUCAUUGCUUCUAUUUAACCUUCACCUCAGCUCUCUGACACCUUAAUUGAUCUGUCCCUCCAUCUUCUAGAUCCCCUCCUCUCCUUCUCCUCUCCCGCUCCACUCUGACACAGCCAAGGCCUCCCAGUCUGAAAUUGAAGGCAAAAUGUCUCAAAAGUGGAGAUCCAAUCGAUUCUCACCGAAGGUGCUUUAUUUUGUUUACCUUCAAACAGCAACACCGGCCCCACACUCCACAGGGAAAUAAGAUGAAAGGAGGCUGAGGAAUGAAAGGGAAGGAGACCCAAUAACAAUUCCAAAUUAUAUUCUGCACGUCCUGUGCGUCUUGACAAGUGCUCAAAUUCCACUUCCCUGUGCCUUGAAAAAAAGUUGGGCCGCUGUAAUUAUUUUUGAGCGCAUCAGAAGCCUUGAUCUGCAUAAUGAGAGCGGUGAAAUGUGACUACAUAGCGGGAGGGAGAGCGGGGUGGCAAGUCAACAAAAUAUGCUCAUAUCUGCCACUUCACUGUGUGUCUGGGCUGUGGUGAUUUCUGAUCACAGCUUUAUCUCUCCCUCACGACUAACCUUUGAAAGGUUGUUGUUUGGUCACUGGAUCUCAGACGUUUCUUGGAAACAGUUUUGGUCUGUGAUGCUAUUUGUUUUUAUAAUAUGCUAAACAUCCUGUCCUACAAACCAUUAAAGGACUGAACUUUACAGAAUUAGGACCAGUUGGGUAUUUGAAUGAUAUUUGGCCAUUGCAAAGAGGUUAUUCCCCAAACAUAAUGUGGUAGUAGUAUUACAUGCUGCUUCCUAUUCAAGAGAAUUCUCUACCAUUGUCUGAGUGGUAGCCUGCCUCAAGCAUUUUGUAUAAAAUUGUAUAGCUUGUUUAUCAAUAUGGCAUUGGAUAAUGAUGUAGAUGUAGUGGAGAGACUUCACGUGAAUCUUCCGUCUGCUUACUUCAACAACGCAGGUGUUCCACUUCCUGCCCUCUGAGCUGUGGGAGCUUCCUUCACUUUCUCGGAUGUGUCUCAAAUGACACCCUAUUCCCUAUAUAGUGCACUACUUUUGACCAGAGCCUUAUGGGCCCUGGUCGAAAGUAGUGUACUACAUAGGGAAUAGGGUGCCAUUUGGGAUGCAGAUGCAGCCACUCCAGUCCCUUCUCACAUGGACAGCCAGAGAUAACGAGCCUAAGCAUUGAUGUGUUUUCCAGUGUAGAGCCUAGCUGCUGUGGGAUGAUGCAGGUCCUCAAGGACCAGUGUGCUCCUGCAGGUUCGCAGGCAUCCAUCAAUUAGGCGAACAGUUCAGAGGUUGCUGAUAUGAGUCCUGACCUCAGCCAUUAGUCUCUCAGACAUAGUGGUGGACUAAGUCCUAUAUAACACUUCUGUUCUGCGUGUGGCAGUGACCCAACCAGCACAUUGGGCUACAUGUUAUGAUAUUAUUUUUGGAUUAUAUUAUACUUAACAAAAAUAGAAACGCAACAUGUAAAGUGUUGGUCCCAGUUUUCAUGAGCUGAAAUAAAAGAUACCAGACAUUCUCCAUAAGCACAAAAAGCUUAUUUCUCUCAAAUUUUGUGCACAACAUUGUUUACAACCCUGUUAGUGAGCAUUUCUCCUUUGCCAAGAUAAUCCAUCCACCGGAAUAUCAAGAUGCUGAUUAAACAGCAUGAUCAUUACACAGGUAAAAGGCCACUCUAAAAUGUGCAGUUUUGUCACACAACACAAUGCCACGGAUGUCUCAAGUUUUGAGGGAGUGUGCAAUUGGCAUGCUGACUGCAGGAAUGUCCAACAGAGCUGUUGCCAGAGAAUGUAAUGUUCAUUUCUCGACCAUAAGCCACCUCCAAUGUCGUUUUAGUGAAUUUGGCAGUACAUCCAACCGGCCUUACAACCUCAGACAACGUGUAACCACGCCAGCCCAGGACCUCCGCAUCUGGCUUCUUCACCUGCGGGUUUGUCUGAGGAGUGGUGCUGAGGAGUAUUUCUGUCUGUAAUAAAUUCUAAUUGGUUUGGUCUGGCUCCCCAGUGGGUGGGUCUAUGCCCUCCCCAUGCCCACCCAUGGCUGCGCCCCUGCCCAGUUAUGUGAAAUCCAUAGAUUAGGGUCUAAUUCAUUUGUUUAAAUUGACUGAUCAGUAAAAUCUUUAGAAAUGGCAUGUAUAUUUUUGUUCAGUGUAUAUAUCAAUUGACUCAAAGUAUAGAUUUUUUGGCUACGGUAGGUAGCAUUAGCUAGCGCUAGUCUGCUGUACCUGCACCAAAACUCCAGUAUUUUCCUUCAUAGCUUGUUCUCAAUCUUCAUUUCAAAUAUUGAGCCAACAUGUUUUCAGCACUUUUUUAUUUCCCUGACUGAACAAAACAAAUGUUCUUAUUCUCUCUUGUCUCUCUGCAGCAGACAUAUAGUGAGCAAUAUGUUUGGGACCUCAAAUCGCAAUAAAAUCGCAGAAUUGAAUCGCGAUACAUAGAUUAUCGUGAGAAUCGCAGUGUAUAGUGUAUCGGCACCUAAGUAUUGUUAUAAUAUCGUAUCGUGAGGUUCCUGGCAAUUCCCAGCCCUACAUGAUGGUCUACUGUCUAAGGAUGGAAUAGACUCACAUAUUGUAAGGAAGUAAAAUGUUGUACUGAGAACAGAAAUGUAUUUUUUAUUUUCAAGUAGUACAGAGCAAUAUGUUGAUUUAAAACUAGGUUAGUAGUGAAUGAUUUAGUGAUUUAGGCAUAGCACAUCAGUGCUUGUUGAAUACUUUCAGUACUCUGGGAGAAAAGGAUGUUGAUCAUCAGUGAGCCAUGCUUUCAGCAGUCUGCAUCUGCAUCCCAAAUUUCACCCUAUUCCAAAUAUAGUGGUCCAUAGGGCUCUGCUCAAAAGUAGUGCACUCUGGAAUAAGAUUCCAUUUGGGAUGUAACCGAUCUGUCCACAAAUGAAGAGGCCUUUUAUGUGAACGUUUCAUCUUGCAAGCAUAGAAAACCCAGAGCUUUUUACAACUGAAAAACGAAGGCGAGCUCUGUGAGCCUUCUGUCAGAGCCAAGCUCUUGAAAAACAUCAUUUUGCAAAGUGUAGGUGUCUUAAUUCGAUCAUUUUUGCUGCAGACUCUUGGGAUUUCCGUAAGUAUUUAUCCUACCCGAGUAAGCUGUUGACUGAAACCCAUGCAGUGGAUCAGUGGUUCCGCUCAGCCUAUCCCUGUGUGUGCUGGACUGAAAAAACAGCGCUCUCCCUUUAAUGCCAGACUAAUUAAUCUUAUGGAGAGAAAGUGUUUAAUUUCCUCAAACAAGAAUGCCGCACUACGCAGUAAUUAUCUUGAGCCCUGAUUUGGUUCUGAGCUCCAUAAUAAUAUAUAUUAUAUGAACCCUUCUUGACUUUGAAAUAGACUUCUACAGAUUGUCAUGAAAUCUGUGUUCUUUUUGGGGGAGAAUUGGGAAUAUGAACUACUGUGCAUGAAAGAAACAUGGAUUUGUCUUUAUGGAGAGCAUCACAUUUCUGUGGUGCUGCAGUAAAUUAGGGCACAGUCUUGGCCCCUUGCAUAAUUUAAAGGCUUAAAGAUUAAUUUAGCUAGAUUAAUGAAAAGGUUCCUUACUCAACUGGUGCUGCAUUUUCCUCGGCUUUCUGUAACUUUGGUACAUGCUCAUUUGCUGCCUUCAUUAUUUAGGCAUUUAAAAGAUGCUUAACCAUAAUUUAUUUACCUUAUCAUAAAGCACAUCUACUUAAUUAUAGCUUAGUCUAGUCAAUUACCCUGCUCUUCCCCAGUAUCAAGUAACAUACCCAGAAAAUGCCUGCCUGCUCAGUUGCUAUUUGGGAGGAUUUAGAUAAAAUCCACAUACAAUCUAAUUUGUUUCUCUAAUUUUGUGCUAAUUUGUUUCAUAACCAAACCUGAACGUGAAAUGUUUCCCUACUGAUCCGUCCGGUGCAUACAGUAGCAGCCUUUGUCCAUUAGAUGGCAUCAUCACAGACACAUCUGGAGUGACUCCUGUCCUCCCUUUCCAGCUCUCUCACUCUCGUAGCUGACUGGACAACUGUCUGUCACUCAGUCUUCUUGUCAUUCUUCCCCUUCUUGACACAUCCUCUUGUUGUUGUCCUCAGUCCUAUUGCCGUUGCUCACUUAGUAACACUUGGCCACUCACUCUUUCUGUUUGGUGGUGUUCUCCUGCAGUCCUCCUCACUGAGUCAUCUGAUCUCCCUUACACACACCACAGACAGACAGGAUGCGUCCCGUGUAGCUCAGUUGGUAGAGCAUGGCGUUUGCAACGCCAGGGUUGUGGGUUCGAUUCCGACGGGGGGCCAGUAUGAAAAAUGUAUGCACUCACUAACUGUAAGUUGCUCUGGAUAAGAGCGUCUGCUAAAUGACAAAAAGGUAAAUGUCCCAAAUGGCACCCUAUUCCCUUUAUAGUCCACUACUUUUGACCAGAGUUCUAUGGGCCCUUGUCAAAAGUAGUGCACUAUAUAGGGAAUAGGGUGCCAUCUGGUAUGUGGACACACUGUUACCCACUAGUGAAGCUGCUCUGCUCACAGCAAAAAUAUAUUUGUCCUUGGCACUUGUUACCUCAAUGAAGCUGGAAGUGUGAUGUUGCUGUUCAGUAGUUCUGCCUUGAUUGUGCUGCUGUCAACUACUUUAUUUCUCUCAUUUAUUCCGACUGAGUCUCAGUGCUCCAACAUAACAAUUCAUAUUUUUUAACUAAACAAGUAGCUUAACUACAGUGGGGGUAAAAAAGUAUUUAGUCAGCCACCAAUUGUGCAAGUUCUCCCACUUAAAAAGAUGAGAGAGGCCUGUAAUUGUCAUCAUAGGUACACGUCAACUAUGACAGACAAAAUGAGGGGGAAGAAAUCCAGAAGAUCACAUUGUAGGAUUUUUUAUGAAUUUAUUUGCAAAUUAUGGUGGAAAAUAAGUAUUUGGUCAAUAACAAAAGUUUCUCAAUACUUUGUUAUAUACCCUUUGUUGGCAAUGACACAGGUCAAACGUUUUCUGUAAGUCUUCACAAGGUUUUCACACACUGUUGCUGGUAUUUUGGCCCAUUCCUCCAUGCAGAUCUCCUCUAGAGCAGUAAUGUUUUGGGGCUGUCGCUGGGCAACACGGACUUUCAACUCCCUCCAAAGAUUUUCUAUGGGGUUGAGAUCUGGAGACUGGCUAGGCCACUCCAGGACCUUGAAAUGCUUCUUACGAAGCCACUCCUUCGUUUCCCGGGCGGUGUGUUUGGGAUCAUUGUCAUGCUGAAAGACCCAGCCACGUUUCAUCUUCAAUGCCCUUGCUGAUGGAAGGAGGUUUUCACUCAAAAUCUCACGAUACAUGGCCCCAUUCAUUCUUUCCUUUACACGGAUCAGUCAUCCUGGUCCCUUUGCAGAAAAACUGCCCCAAAGCAUGAUGUUUCCACCCCCAUGCUUCACAGUAGGUAUGGUGUUCUUUGGAUGCAACUCAGCAUUCUUUGUCCUCCAAACACGACGAGUUGAGUUUUUACCAAAAAGUUAUAUUUUGGUUUCAUCUGACCAUAUGACAUUCUCCCAAUCCUCUUCUGGAUCAUCCAAAUGCACUCUAGCAAACUUCAGACGGGCCUGGACAUGUACUGGCUUAAGCAGGGGGACACGUCUGGCACUGCAGGAUUUGAGUCCCUGGCGGCGUAGUGUGUUACUGAUGGUAGGCUUUGUUACUUUGGUCCCAGCUCUCUGCAGGUCAUUCACUAGGUCCCCCCGUGUGGUUCUGGGAUUUUUGCUCACCGUUCUUGUGAUCAUUUUGACCUCACGGGGUGAGAUCUUGCGUGGAGCCCCAGAUUGAGGGAGAUUAUCAGUGGUCUUGUAUGUCUUCCAUUUCCUAAUAAUUGCUCCCACAGUUGAUUUCUUCAAACCAAGCUGCUUACCUAUUGCAGAUUCAGUCUUCCCAGCCUGGUGCAGGUCUACCAUUUUGUUUCUGGUGUCCUUUGACAGCUCUUUGGUCUUGGCCAUAGUGGAGUUUGGAGUGUGACUGUUUGAGGUUGUGGACAGGUGUCUUUUAUACUGAUAACAAGUUCAAACAGGUGCCAUUAAUACAGGUAACGAGUGGAGGACAGAGGAGCCUCUUAAAGAAGAAGUUACAGGUCUGUGAGAGCCAGAAAUCUUGCUUGUUUGUAGGUGACCAAAUACUUAUUUUCCACCAUAAUUUGCAAAUAAAUUCAUAAAAAAUCCUACAAUGUGAUUUUCGGGAGAAAAAAAAAUCUCAAUUUGUCUGUCAUAGUUGACGUGUACCUAUGAUGAAAAUUACAGGCCUCUCUCAUCUUUUUAAGUGGGAGAACUUGCACAAUUGGUGGCUGACUAAAUACUUUUUUCCCCCACUGUAUGUGGCUAUGCUACUUGAUCUCUCUCCUCUUAUUCCCUCUUUCUCUUGUUGUCAGUGGUUUGUCCCAGCUUAGUUCCCCCCUGGCGCAUGCUUAAUCCGUUUUAUGAUUCAGACAAUUUGGAAAUGUUAUGUUGGAAUAGAAUACAUAGUCACAUUUACAACCACGUACCCAUUUGAAAAUUACCUCAUGUACUGAAUCAUUCAACUUCACCUCUACAGUGAUUGAGUGCUUGAGCCGACCUCAUGGAUGACUAAUCAUAUUUGUUGUAUGUUGUCCGCCAGUCAGAAACGCACCGUGAGAGCCAUAGCUGGAGGCAGGGAAGGAAAAGAACUGUGCUUCCAGAAGGGUUCCUGUCAUGCUUAGCUGCUUUUUCUCCUUCCCUCUGUCACAUGCUCUCUGUCAUGUUGCCCUGCCAUCCUGUCCUGCCUGUCCUGUCCUGUACUUGGCCUUAUGGCUCGUCGUGACGGGGUGCCAUGCUAUGCACAUGAAUCUGUUAUUUUCCCUUCUCUUCUUCUAGUUGUUGUCGCUCUCUUCCAGUCGGUUAGUCUCACUUCGUCCACGCUCGGAGCAUCUCCCUGCUUCUCUCAGACCACUGUUGCACAUCUUCUGCCAGCUCCAAUUUGUCCUCCUUUUUGUCUCCUUCAUCAAGCCCACUGACUUACUGUACCCUGCCUGUUGUAGUGCUUUCCUACAGAACACUCUUCUGUUUGUCUGCCUUUACAGUCUGCAUUACAUCGUCUCCUGGGUAUCUUGUUUAGCAUUUUGUUCAUCAUUUGUAACUCUGUCAAAAAUAACAUUUUGAGAAAUCAGAUAUACAUUAAUGAUCAUCUGCUUACCUACCAGGAGUCAGCCCUGUCUGGAUCUGAAAACACCAUUCCUUUCAUUCUAUUCCAGCCUAUUUCUCUUGGCGAAAACACCAGCAGCUUUAUGAAAGGAGUUGUUAAUCAGAAACAAAUAAGUAUUUUCAGGUGGAUUUCAGAACUAGGUUGACGUUGUUUUUAAUGCAUCAUCAGCCUGGUGUUUUUGUUCAGACCCCCUAUCUGUACGAACACCAGUAGAAUUAUAACAAAGUAGGGAUGCUAGUGCAGAGAUGAGGGAAUAGGUGCCACAGGAAAUAAUUACACACAUUCUUCAGUGGAGGGGAAAUUGGCAGAGGCCAUAGUGGCCGGGCCUCAUGCUCGCAGGCCAUUAAUGGGGAUAUUUUCAAUUAGUCAUGCUUCUAAGAGCAAGGUCCGGCUCCCUGUAUUUACAGCCCCCCCCCCCCCCCACAGCACUACACAAUACCUCCUAGCAAUAGAUUAGUAAGCGCUAUUGAUCUCUUGCACCAUUCCAACCUGUGUUUUAUUGUUUUUCCCUCUUUACCUCUCCCCCCUCCUCCCUGUCCCCUCCCCCCACUCUCCAUCCCUCUCUUCUCCCUCCUUCCCCCUUGUCUUGUGUGAAUCACCUGGAGGUAACGCUGAGUGAAAAUUGGUUUCUGAUUCCCCUAUCACUGCUGUUGAUUCGUUUCACUGCCACUCUCUCUGCCACUCAGCCUGCUUUGCUCUCAGCACAGACUAUUUCUGCAUCCCAAAUGGCACCAUAUUCCUUAUUUAGUGCACUAUAUAGGGAAUAGUGCCAUUUUAGGACGCAACCUAACUCAGCUUUGUCAAACAGGGAUGGCUAUGUUGUCCAGGAUGGGUUUUAUUAACCACUACUAGACAACAGACAACUCGCUAGGCUACAAGACGCUAGGCUACAAGACAGUGGUCUACAAGACACCUCUAUGUAUUACACUUUGUCUUCUCUUCUAUUGUGAUUGAUGGGGUUGUUUCUGCAGUGACAUGUUUGUGGUUUUAGGCUGGGUUUCUGUAUAGCACUUUGUGAUAUCUGCUGAUGUAAAAAGGGCUUUAUAAAUUAAUUAGAUUGGAUGUUAACUAAAGGUUUGUGUGUUUUGUCCGUGUCCGUCCAGGUAUGACAAGGAGGGACACUCUAUGGAUGGCCAGUCUCUGACGGAGGCGAGGACGGUAGGAGGAGGAGGAGGGAACACCAACUGGAAGACCCUGACUGACAUCAAGACCGAGCACCUCGGACACGGAGACAAGGUUUGUUGCGCACACACACCCACACACUCACACAAACAUACUUUUAUGUAGACAAACACAUGUACAUCAAACAUUCUAAAAUAUAAUAAGGUCCUACAUAUUGCUUUUCUUUGUUGACUUGAUUCAAAGCAAGAAUAUUCAAGGACAAACUGAAAGACAGUAUUGAAUGCAAGCGAUCACUUUUUUGAAAGUGUUCCCUACAUAGUGCACUACUUUAGGUCAGGGCCAAAUGGCACCCUAUUCCAUAUGGGACCUGGUCAAAAGUAGUGCACUAUAUAGGGAAUAGGGUGCCAUUUGGGAUGCAACCCUACGGUAUUCUGAUAUUCUCCCUCUCAUUAAUCACCAACAUAGUAUGUGUCCUCUGCUGCCCUCUCCCUACCUAGGUAUAUGCUUAAUGUGAAGUCACAUUUAUCUCCCAUAUUGAUUGUGAAGAGAAGAGGGGCGCCGUUCUUUCAGCUUGGUAAUGAAGUGGUUGCGCUCAGAUAAAUCAAGUAAUAAAUGGCUUGUAAUUCCAGCUUAUUAUUUACAUUUUAUGGUAUGGAGGAAAGGUGGAUAAUUCAUCUCCGAUUAUGGAAACUGAUAUGUCCUCUAAUAUUUGUAAUAUAAACUAACUAUACUAAUAAAUCCUGGGCCUUGGUUUUUAACCUCCGUAUUGGAAUAAGGAGGAGGGAUGAGAUUAUUUUAAUUAGGUUUAUUUGACUGACGUCUGAGGAGAGUCCUUGGGUUAGAACAGCACUGGGAGAGAGGCGAGGAUGGAGAGGGGGAGAAUGGGGGUAGCUCCAAGUCCAGGGUACACUGAGGACUAAGACAGAGGGGAGGGAGGAUAGCGCACAAGCUCAGGACAGAGGGAGGAUGGAACUGGGAGAGAGGGAGGAUGGUACAAAAGCACAGGGUUGACUAAAAGACUCCGGUGGACUCGGGUCAGGUGAAGGAGUGAGGUGUUGGAGAAUGGAUAGAGGGCUUUGGGGUAUAGACAGGUUUGGGUAAAGAGCAUGUGAGGAAAUCUCCUGCCUUAGCAAACAGAGGGGAAAAUGAGGCAUGUUCCAAGGCCUAGAUAAAUAAUAGAAGAGCAACACUUGACUGAAGUCCUCUAUUUGUGGCUAAAUCCCUACCUGUUUGUGUGUGUGGAGGAUGUUGAGGAAUUGUUGUGGUGAUUGGCUCAGUGGCUGGCUGGGCUUUAGUAGUGUUGCUCCUGGCUCUCUGUGAUCUAGCCCUGGUUCUGCUGCUCUCUGUGAUCUAGUCCUGGUUCUGCUGCUCUCUGUGAUCUAGCCCUGGUUCUGCUGCUCUCUGUGAUCUAGCCCUGGUUCUGCUGCUCUCUGUGAUCUAGUCCUGGUUCUGCUGCUCUCUGUGAUCUAGCCCUGGUUCUGCUGCUCUCUGUGAUCUAGUCCUGGUUCUGCUGCUCUCUGUGAUCUAGCCCUGGUUCUGCUGCUCUCUGUGAUCUAGUCCUGGUUCUGCUGCUCUCUGUGAUCUAGCCCUGGUUCUGCUGCUCUCUGUGAUCUAGCCCUGGUUCUGCUGCUCUCUGUGAUCUAGUCCUGGUUCUGCUGCUCUCUGUGAUCUAGCCCUGGUUCUGCUGCUCUCUGUGAUCUAGCCCUGGUUCUGCUGCUCUCUGUGAUCUAGCCCUGGUUCUGCUGCUCUCUCGCUCAUCUGCACUGCACCUCUCCAGGGCCUGGUGUCACCAAGCCUCAGUAUAGCGCUCUUAUUGUUAUCCUUAUGCCCCUCACAUUGAAGAGUGUAUGGACACUAUAUAGGCUAACCAGUUACUUGACACUCCCCUCACAUUGUAAAGUAGACUAUAUGUUACAUGCACACAGUAAUGACAUUAUUGUGGUGAUUAAUAUAAAAAUGUUUUUAUGCAAGAAGAACGAUUUCCCUAAUAAUCCUGUUUACAUGGACAUAUCUGACAUCAGGAUACCUGAUGGGACUCUUGAUAAAUACAGAAAAUUAUACCACAGUGACCAUGUUAUUUUUGCGACAUCUUUUUGAUUCAGAGUUCAGACAUAUACAUUUUGUAUGUGAAAACUAUUUAUAAGAUGCAUACUUUUCUGAACUCACUUCACUCGCACAUAAGAGGGAGGCUUGCACUACCUGUGGUGGCACAUGUGCAGAUCAAAUACAACGCUGGAACACCGAUUUAAGCUGUUUACAUGUCCUAAUAAUUUGAAAGAUUACUCAGAAAACCAGGUGUUCUAAUCGCUGUAUGCUUACUUUGAUUUUGGCCAUUCGCCGAUUUUUAAGAUGAGCAGCUUAAGGUGUUUAUAUGACUAUUUCAAUACUCGGCCUACUGCCAUAAUCAGUUUAAUAUAUAAUUAUUAGUGUGCACGUAAACAUAUUCACUGUCUCAUUGUAGAGUAGGCUGUUGGCACUAUUUAUGCUAACCAGUAUUAGCAUUGCUGAUUCACGAGUUCCCUUGACCUUCACUAGAGUCGUCCAGACUAUCCAUUAGCCUCCUGUUGGGUUAAGGAGCUUUCCCCUGGCGUUAGGUUGUGGUACUAGAGGAGGAGAGAGGAAGGGAGAGGUGUGACCCAGGGCUGUAGUUUAGCCUGUAGUGUCUGUGUGUGUGAUGAGGAGCUGACUCAAGCUCAGUCUGUCCUCUCCUGGUACUCCUCCUGCUCAGCCCGUGGAGACACGGGGUCACAAGGUCGGCCCUCUGAAGGCCCUUCGCAAGUCAGCGGCAAUUAAUUGUCCCUGUCACAAAGUCUCGGUCACAAUCUCAAAUUUGCCCUCUCGACAGCGAAUAGCUAACCCCGUCCACAGCCCGCUCCCUUCUGAUGGCUUGACACUGCCUGUGUAUGUAAAGCCUUGUGACAGAGACUGGAGAAAAAAAUGUUCAGCGGUCUCAUCUCUCUCUGUGGUGAGUGACUCAUUAAUUGCAGAGGUAUUAACUUGAUUCAUUAGUGCUCUUUGGGGAAGCUGCAGUGCGGAAAGGAAGAAGGAGGUGUUUGUUAAAACAACUGUAGUUUUAAAGGCAGAUUCCAUGCGUUGAAAAGGGAGAGAUUUUCUCUAAUUUGGCCACUGUCAUUGAUUACUCCCCAAAGGUUUUUUAGUUUGAAGUGACAUAGAAUAUCAAUUGUCCUUCUGUGCAACUUAAUUGGGGUUGAAUCCCUUAGGCAUACUGGCAGAGUGGCCAGCAGUUAGCCUAUGGAGAGAGCGAGAGGGGGAAAUAAAUCUAUUACGGCCAAUGCUGCGGAAACGUUCCGUUUUGUUUUUCUAUUGAUUUCCUUCAAAAACUGGAGGUUAAGACUUUGCCUGGGGCCUCCAUCUAGAUUGUGAACCAUAGAGGGAAAGAAUAAACUCCUGCAUGCAGAAUUCUCAAUGAAGUGCACCAUGCAGAAAUGUCCUGUUUCCUGUCCCCUGCUUUCCUUUCCGUACGCCAGGCAAUGUUCCCCUCCAUGAAUAUGAGUCAGGAUGUCCAGGUUAUUAAAAUUCCCCCAUUGUAAUUCUACUGUAGGUCUUUAUUGUGUAAGGAAGUGUUAUGAUUUUUUUUUAAAGAGCACACACUCUUUUGUCCUCUGGAUGAAUCCUAAUGACUGACUGAUGAAGGCUCUUGGCCUCAGAGGUUCUCCUGUGUGUGUUUACAUAAUGAGAUAUUACCAUGUGGUAUUGCCAAUAGGCCCUGGUCGAAAGUAGUGUACUAUAUAGGGAAUAGGGCGCUAUUUGGGAUACAGACGGUGUUAAGGCGUGGAGGUGUCUGCUCCUCUCACUCCCCCUCAUCGUGAGCCGUGACCCUGUUCUCACCCCACUGUGCCUCUGUCACCUCUCUGUCCCAAUGGCCACAUGCAGGAGUGGUGACGAGCAGUAGGCGGGGGGCUAACACAGAUGGAGGGAGAGCGGGAUAAGCGAGGGAGAGCGAGAUGUUACAAAACAAUAAUCAUUUGAGGCGUGACUGUGACACAGACCUGUCCGGGGCAGCAGGCAGCAAGGCGUAUGAAGUGGUGGGUAGUGGGUGGGGGUACAGAAACAGAAAGGGAUCUCUACAACGUGUCGAUAGAACGAGAGGUGACGUGCCUCAUCUCCAACCAGAGCUUGCUGCUCUCCGACAGGCUAGGAAAUAUUCUAAAAGGCUGUUUAUGUAUAUGGGGGUUAUAAACUUUGCAUAUACCACCAUAAAAAAGAUGAGGCUGCCUGCCAUUUGCUGUUUUUCAUUUGUGUUUGGAGCUAUGCUAUGCAGAUUGCGGUUGGAUUGUGAUUUUUGCAUCCCACUGCAAUAAUGUUUCUCUUUAAUACAGUUUGAAUAUUCUAGUUGAUGUCCUCUCAGAUCUGUUCUUUAUGCCUCUCAGUUGAUAGUUCUGCGCCGUGUAAUGGCAUCAACCUUAUGUAGAAAUCAUGGACCAAGCCUGCACAUGUGGCCCAUUUACAAUAUGGCCUGCCACAAAAUAUCUACUUUCAAAACGAUUGACUGAAGAAUUCUCAGUUAUGUUGUGUGUUUGACUGUUUGUGUCCAGGCGGACUACUUCAGCUGCAUGUAUAGCAAUAUGGUAAUUCCACAAAACAUCUGGUGUACACAUUUUAAAACGACUAAGAAGUAUGCUCAGUAAUGUUGUAUGUGUUUUGUUUGUCCAGGCGGACUACUUCAGCUGCAUAUAUGGCAUAUAGAAUACGGUCUUCCACAAAAUAGUGCUUUUCAAAACACUUGACAGAAGUACUGUGCCUUGCAAAAGUAUUCAUUCCCCUUGGUGUUUUUCCUAUUUUGUUGCAUUACAACCUGUCAUUUUAAUGGAUUUUUUUGGGGAUUUCAUGUAAUGGACAUACACAAAAUAGUCCAAAUUGGUGAAGUGAAAUUAUAAAAAUUACUUGUUUCAAAAAAUUCUAAAAAAUAAAUAACGGAAAAGUGGUGCGUGCAUAUGUAUUCUCCCCCUUUGCUAUGAAGCCCCUAAAUAAGAUCUGGUGCAACCAAUUACCUUCAGAAGUCACAUAAUUAGUUAAAGUCCACCUGUGCGCAAUCUAAGUGUCACAUGAUCUGUCACAUGAUCUCAGUAUAUAUACACCUGUUCUGAAAGGCCCCAGAGUCUGCAACACAACUAAGCAAAGGGCACCACCAAGCAAGCGGCACCAUGAAGACCAAGGAGCUCUCCAAACAGGUCAGGGACAAAGUUAUGGAAAAGUACAGAUCAGGGUUGGGUUAUAAAAAAAUAUCAGAAACUUUGAACAUCCCACGGAGCACCAUUAAAUCCAUAAUUAAAAAAUGGAAAGAAUAUGGCACCACAAAAAACCUGCCAAGAGAUGGCCGCCCACCAAAACUCACGGACCAGGCAAGGAGGGCAUUAAUCAGAGAGGCAACAAAGAGACCAAAGAUAACCCUGAAGGAGCUGCAAAGCUCCACAGCAGAGAUUGGAGUAUCUGUCCAUAGGACCACUUUAAGCCGUACACUCCACAGAGCUGGGCUUUACGGAAGAGUGGCCAGAAAAAAGCCAUAGCUUAAAGAAAAAAAUAAGCAGGAAGAAUGUACUCUGGUCAGAUGAGACUAAAAUUGAGCUUUUUGGCCAUCAAGGAAAACGCUAUGUCUGGCGCAAAUCCAACACCUCUCAUCACCCCCAGAACACCAUCCCCACAGUGAAGCAUGGUGGUGGCAGCAUCAUGCUGUGGGGAUGUUUUUCAUCGGCAGGGACUGGGAAACUGGUCAGAAUUGAAGGAAUGAUGGAUGGCGCUAACUACAGGGAAAUUCUUGAGGGAAACCGGUUUCAGUCUUCCAGAGAUUUGAGACUGGGACGGAGGUUCACCUUCCAGCAGGACAAUGACCCUAAGCAUACUGCUAAAUCAACACUCAAGUGGUUUAAGGGGAAACAUUUAAAUGUCUUGGAAUGACCUAGUCAAAGCUCAGACCUCAAUCCAAUUGAGAAUCUGUGGUAUGACUUAAAGAUUGCUGUACACCAGCGGAACCCAUCCAACUUGAAGGAGCUGGAGCAGUUUUGCCUUGAAGAAUGGGCAGAAAUCCCAGUGGCUAGAUGUGCCAAGCUUAUAGAGACAUACCCCAAGAGACUUGCAGCUGUAAUUGCUGCAAAAGGUGGCUCUACAAAGUAUUGACUUUGGGGGAGGGGGUGAAUAGUUAUGCACGCUCAAGUUCUGUUUUUUUGUCUUAUUUCUUGUUUGUUUCACAAUAAAAAAUAUUUUGCAUCUUCAAAGUGGUAGGCAUGUUGUGUAAAUCAAAUGAUACAAACCCCCAGAUAAUCCAUUUUAAUUCCAGGUUGUAAGACAACAAAAUAGGAAUAAUGCCAAGGGGGGUGAAUACUUUCGCAAGCCACUGUAUACUCAGUAAUGUCUGUGUGUGUGUGUCCCUCCAGGCAGACUACUUCAGCUGCAUUGCCACCAUAGUGUACAUCCGUAAGGAGAAUUGUCUGUACCAGGCUUGCCCUAGUCAGGACUGCAAUAAGAAGGUGGUGGACCAACAGAACGGCAUGUUCCGCUGUGAGAAGUGUGACAAAGAGUUCCCAAACUUCAAGUACCGACUCAUCGUCUCUGUGAGUAGCUCUCUCUGUCUGUCUAAGCCCUCUGGCUUUCUGGCUGGAUUCAGUACGCACAGUCACAAAGAGGACACGCACGCACACGCUGCGUCCCAAUCUGCCACCCCAUUCACGCUCACUGUGACAGGGUACCUGCCCUCUCCUGACCCCAUCCCCUGGGCCUCUAUUCAUUCUCUCCUAUCCUCACAGGACUGUGGGGAUGGGGCUGCUGCUGCUGUGGGUGUGGCUGGGGGGUGUCUUCCUCUGGGGGACUUAUCUACUACCUCUCAUUACUCUCUCUCUAGCACGCUCUCUCUCUGGUACGCACACGUUUGCUUUCUGUCUUUGUCCUUCCUUUCAAUCUUGCUCUCUUCACCCCUCCGUUCUUUCGCUCUCUUUCGUGCGUUCUUUCUUUCUCUCCUUUCGCUCUUUUGCUUCUUUCUCCUUCUGGGCUCAGUUUUCCCCUCUUCUCCCAGGACUCCAGCCAGUCUCCCCUAUGGUACUACUUCUCUCACGGUCCUUAACUCUCCCCAUUGGCUCCCUUUACAGUCAUGUUUGAAGAAAAUUCUUAUUUAAGCCCAUUCUGCUCUUGCUGCUGCAAGCGUCAAAUAGUGGCUGGCUAUUUUAGGAUUAAUUUGAUUUGUUUUAUUGGGUGUAAGUCAGGAUUAUGAUGAGUUAAUUGCUCUAUUUUCCCCUCCUGAAUACUGCUGCUCGAUGCUGAGGCAUUUUGUCUCUGCUGGUUAAAAAUAGCAGCAUUAAAAUACUACCUCAUUUAGUCAGCAAAUGAGCUCUUGCAGCCAGACAUCUAAAAUAAGCGGCUUUUCUUUUGUUUUGCGCCUCUCGCCAGUCAGCAUAUUGCUUUUCUCCACAGAGCUGGAACAUGAGCUGUGAAUAUGCUACCAUUGCGCGCAGCUCGCAUCACACAUACACCUUGGCUCUUCUGGUGUUUAAAGUCCCUGCCUGCCAAAUGUAUAGAACAGUAGAGUUCUAUAAUAAUGACUUUCCCAGCAGUAUAAACUUGUGCAAUCGACAAUACAUUGAAUAUUCAGCAGCAACUUGACAUCAUACACAACAAUAAACCAAAGUACCAAAUCCCUGAGAAGCCUACCUUUUUAAUAGACUCUGUUUGCGUUCCAAAUGGCACCCUAUUCCCUAUGUGGUGCACUUCUUUUGACCAGGGCCCAUUGCACUCUGGUCAAAAGUGGCGCUCUAUAAAGGGAAUAGGGUGCCAUUUGUGUUGCAACCUAUGAUCAAUAAAGCCCAGAUGACCUUUCCCUCUCCCUUUGACUUUCCCCAGUACUCACUCCUGCCAUGUGUCUGUCUCUGUUCCUCCUCUCAUCCUGCAGGCCAACAUAGCAGACUACGGGGACAACCAGUGGGUGACCUGCUUCCAGGAAAGUGCUGAAGCCAUCCUGGGACAGAAUGCUGCUUACCUAGGGCAGCUCAAGGACUCGGUGAGCCUUUCUCCCUCCCCCGUCUCCCUCCCCGUCUGCCUGGUUCAAGGCCUGAGGAAAGGGCCUAGGGAGGUGCUGAACCCCAGGCACUGUCUAGCCUGGCCCUGCCAGCCACUAGCACCAGCUACCUCUGCUCUACUCUGCUGUGCCAUGUGGUCUCUGUAGGCCCUCACACAGCCUCUAUAACCCAAGGAUUUCUAUUGAAACAUUUUUUUUGCUCUACAUUAUUCUUUUUUCAUUUUAAUUAGAUGGAAAACGGCUUUGAUUAAAACAAUUGCUUUUUAAUGGAAACAAGCACGUUUUUGAUUGUCAUUAAAAGUUAAACUGAUCCCAUUUUGUUAAUUUUCAUGCAGAAUGAAGCUGCCUUCGAGGAGAUCUUUCAGCAGGCCAACUUCCACACGUUCAUCUUCCGUAACAGAGUCAAGCUGGAGACCUACAAUGUAAGUAUCGCAUGACAGAUAUGGGAUUUUUGGGUCUGAUACAAUACUUAUUUUUGGGGGGCUACACCGGUUCUAAUUUAUUGGCCGAUGCAUUGUUUUUCAAACGUGAGAUUUCAAAAAUCAGUUUUCUGCACAAAUUUCGCUCCAAAUGAAAAACGUCUCUUCAAAGAUACCUUUUGAAUGUUAUUUCUCACAUUUGAAAAACAAACAUAAUUAAAUAAUGUGAAGUGCGACCUGUGAAGUGCAUCGCAGUGCUUUAGGCGUCACUACAGACCCGGGUUCGAUCCCAGGCUGUGUCAUAAAUGUCCGUGACCGGGAGUCCCAUAGAGCGGCGCACAAUUGGCCCAGCGUCGUCUGGGUUUGGCCGGGGGGGCUUUACUUGGCUUAUUGCGCUCUAGCGACUCCUUGUGGCGUUGUGGGUGUUAAGGAGCGCGGUUUGGCGGGUCAUGUUUCGGAGGUUGCAUGACUCGACCUUCGCCUCUCCUGAGCCCGUUGGGGAGUUGCAGCGAUGAGACAAGAUCGUAAUUGGAUCACAAUUGGAUAUAAUGAAAUUGGGGAGAAAAGGGGGGGUAAAAAAUAAAAUUAAAAUAAAGUGCUCAGAUUAGCAUGAUUUUUAAAAAUCAUUUGUCGAUACAUUUUACAUUUACAUUUUAGUUAUUUAGCAGACGCUCUUAUCCAGAGCGACUUACAGUUUAUAGUGAGUGCAUACAUUUUUCAUACUGUGGUGGUUUAGUGGUAUAGUGACCGAUUUGGGGGACACACACACACACGCACACACACACACACAUAAACAAUAUCAGCCGAUUGUAAUAUCAGUCAACCAAUAUAUUGGUCUGGCUCAAAAAAAAAUUCAUAACAGACAUUAGGCUUCGGCAGUAUCCAGUUUGUCAUAUCUUCAUGCCAUACCGGGAUAGUCAGUAAUACAGACACUGAACACAAGGGGCGCUGUCUUCAAACCCCACUAAUACUGUAAUCCGAAGGUUAGCAAUGCUAACAGGUACAUGUGAAAUCCCAUAGAGAAUGCUAACUAAAUGCUAACGAGCACAUUGUGAACAUUUUGUACAGUUUCUGACCUAAACUAUACAAUUAACUCAAAAAUGCUACACAGUUUGCUGCAUGCACAAAACAAAUAUUAGCCAGCAAGGCUCUUGAUUCAGGAAGGAAUUCUCUUCUGUUACCAAGUGAAUGCUUGAUUUUGGAAGAAGCUAAUCACUUAGCUAGAUGGCUAACCAGAUACUAAAUUAGCAAACCAAAUGCACAACUGCAGAGCAUUUAGCACAUUUUAGACAGUUAACUUAAUAGUUAGAAGAUAUCUAGGCUGGCAAACAUUUAGUUGUGAAUUCCAUACUGUAAUUAGAUCACCUGGCGCAUGCUGCACAACAGUGAGUGACUCUCAAGGCUCCGGUCUCUUGUCGUUGUGUGCUUGUACACAAACACCACGUGACUGGGGACUACCAUAUUAAUGUGGCAGGUGACAUAAAGAAUGCAAUGUUUUUAUCUCCUAACGUAUUGCACAAAUUGACUGCAGGAAUUUAUUUAAAAAGUAGCAACAAAUAUUCACAUUUAUUAAAAAACGUUGAAAAAGAAAUAGUUUCAACGUUAUUGACAGUUUUGAAAAACCAUCCCGUGGCUUUUUCCAAAUGUCCUGGUAUGCAGUAUAUACGGUAUACUGCCUAAGCCUAACAGACAUUUAUUACUUGAUAUCAGAGCAUGUUGCUAACUAUAAAGUAGAGGUUGUCUAGUUCCAUUCCAGUCAUCUGGAUGGGAGGAGAAAGAACACACACAUCUUGUUCAGAGGUUUGACAGAAUUACAAUUUAUUGAAAUCGGCACAUAAACAGCUUCUUUAUAUGUUCACCUGUGAGGGACGUUCAUAUUCCAAUUGGCCUGUCAAAUAUCAGCAGUUGGCUGUGACAUGUGUCCUUACGUCGGUUGAAUUGCCGCCUCUUCUCCUUUCCCUCUCCUCUCCUUCCAUCCCUUCAUCUGUAGAAAAAGACCACAGAACAGACUGUGUUUUCUUUAGACAGCUCGUUUUCAGGGGCUGUGUGAAAGGUGCACACAGAUUAGUUGUGGUCACCUUCUCCUGGAAGCUACACAGAUGGAGCCUUGUUUUGAGGGCACAGCAUAAAAUAAUUGAUUGGGCUGGGACUGAGAGCAGGGAGAGUUGGAGCUCUGCCAGGGAGGCCCAUUAACAACAGAAGAGUUGAGACGACUGUCUGUCACACCGUGGCUGUGUUAGGGAGAGAGAGAAGACACGACACCGUCAGCUCAGCCUCGGCAGCUUACAGGAAGGAGCCUGCUGUUUCAAGGAUGUCCUCAACCCAAUGUCUCCUUAAAUCAAAUCAAAUUUUAUUUUUUCACAUACACGUGUUUAGCAGAUGUUAUUGCGGGUGUAGCGAAAUGUUUGUGCUUCUAGCUCCGACAGUGCAGUAAUAUCUAACAAGUAAUAUCUAACAAUUUCACAACAUAUACCCAAUACACACAAAUCUAGUAAGGAAUGGAAUUUAAGAAUACAUAUAUGGACAAGCAGUGACAGAGCGGCAUGGACUAAGAUACAGUAGAAUAUUAUAGAAUAGAAUGCAGUAUAUACAUAUGAGAUGAGUAGUGCAAGAUAUGUAAACGUUAUUAAAGUGACUAGUGUUCCAUUUCUUAAAGUGGCCAGUGAUUUCAAUAGGCAGCAGCAGCCUCUAAUGUGCUAGUGAUGGCUAUUUAACAGUCUGAUGGCCUUGAGAUAGAAACUGUUUUUCAGUCUCUCGGUCCCAGCUUUGAUGCACCUGUACUGACCUCGCCUUCUGGGUGAUAGCGGGGUGAACAGGCAGUGGCUCGGGUGGUUGAUGUCCUUGAUGAUCUUUUUGGCCUUCCUGUGACAUCGGGUGCUGUAGGUGUCUUGGAGGGCGGGUAGUUUGCCCCCGUUAAUGCGUUCGGCAGACCGCACCACCCUCUGGAGAGCCCUGCGGUUGCGGACGGUGCAGUUGACAUACCAGGCGGUGAUACAGCCCGACAGGAUGCUCUCAAUUGUGCAUCUGUAAAGGUUUGUGGGUUUUAGGUGCCAAGCCAAAUUUCUUCAGCCUCCUGAGGUUGAAGAGGCUCUGUUGCACCUUCUUCACCACACUGGCUGCGCGGGUGGACCAUUUCAGUUUGUCAGUGAGGUAUACGCUUUCCACAUCUGGGAAUUCUGCUGCAAGACCAUUUGCCUUGAGAAAAAAAAGUGGUGUAUUUUUCUAAACUUUGAGUUGUGUAGCUAGGUUGUAAAGCAUGUUUUCUGAUGUCGGAUGAACAAUGUAAGGGUCUCAUAUUGACAUUAGGGCUGGGAAUUGGCAGGGACCUCACAAUAUGAUAUUAUCACGAUACUUUGGUGCCGAGACGAUAUGUAUUGUUAUUCUCACGAUUCUAUAUGUAUUUCGAUACUGUGAUUUUAUUGCGAUUCGAUGUUCCAAACAUAUUGCUCACCAUAUGUCUGCUGCAGAGGGACAAGAGAGAGCCAUGAGAAAACAAGUUUUGAUCAAUCAUGGGAAUAAAAGUGCUGAAAACAAAUUAUUUCCCUAUUUAAAAAGAAGAUGGAGAACAAUCUAUGAAGGAGUUUUGGUGCAGGUACAGCCAGCUCAAAAAUUAUAUUGCGAUAUUGUCAAAAUGAAACUAUAUAUCGUCAAAUAAUAUCCCUAUAUGUAACUAUUGAUUUUUUUUCUUUCUUCUUCCCAUCACUAAUUGACAUAAAGCCCAUGUUUUUGUUUCUUCAUGGUUGCGGUGGUUAAUGACUCCUACCAGUACUAUACUAGAGCAUCAAUACUAUAGCGUCAUAUGACAGCAGCAGUGUUGGACGGCAUCUGUCUAAAAAACUUUAUGUUAACGUUGGGGGAAAUGUUUAAACUCAAGCAGCAGUUUGCAUCGGUCAUUGAUAGUUUUCUCAUCUAAUUAUGCAUUAUACAAAGUCACUUUCAGCGCUUCCAGAGGUGACCUUGUAGCUACGUACCUGCUGCACUGACCACAGACAGACUAGCAGAGACAUGAUAUUGUGUUGAUAGAAGAGAUGCAGCUUAGCCAUGUCUGCUGACAAUAUAUUUGAUCAUUGUGUGAGGAAUCAGGCGAGAGAAGCAUAGUCAGAAUUUAGUUUUAAAUUCUAAUAAUUAGUUCAUUUUAUAAGUAAGUACGAUUAGCCUAUAUGUGAUCGUAGCCCAGCUAUAACUUGGUACAGUGCUCUUAUUCUCUCCCUCUAGCUCUCACGUUCCUCUCUUGGCCCAGACAGCCUAGUCCUUGUAACUGGUUUAGUCUGUCUCCAGUGGUUGACUGGGUGACAAGAAAAGAGGGCACUUCGGACAUAAAACCAUGUCAAGCUCUCAAAUAGAAGUCUGCCUUCCAUCCCAUUCCAUCCCAUGGCGGGCCCAGCCCAGUGCAGUUGUACUACGGAAGAAGAAGCAGAGAAGUGCUGUGGAUUUGCAUAGCAAGCGGCAGCCUGAUUCUCCUUGCUUUGCCCACAUAAAUCCUGCCUUUCUGGCAAGAUGUGACCAACACUAAUCGCUUGACAAACUCUGUCACACUCGCUUGUGGAGCUGCAGUGCAGUGGUUUCGUGUGUGAGCCUGAGAGAGCCGUGUGUGCUGGGGGGAGAAAAGGGGGGUGAGGGUGAGUUAGUUGGGGGACUAAAGGGAGGGAGUCACUCAUUAGACGGUAGAGAAUGAGGAGGGACCAUUUCUAGCUCCCCGCACAUCUUCCAAAAACGUCUGAAACCCUACCUCUUGAACACUCAUAACUACUUUGUUGAUAGAAAAUGUACUUGCUACAGUUGUGAUAUGUUGUCUCACCUAGCUAUCUUAAGAUGAAUGCACUAAUGUAAGUCACUCUGGAUAAGAGCAUCUGCUAAAUGACUAAAAUGUAAAUGUAAAUUGUUUUCUGUGUGGCUGGAACAAACAGGGCCUGAGCUGUGUGAAGCCUGAGCGUAGGUACACACACACACACACACACACACACACACACACAAAACCUUGUCACAUGGAUCACACACAUGCUGGUAAAGCUAGCCGAGCUGAGCCCCUAACCCUCCAGCCACACAGUGUCAGCAUGUAAACCCAGGCAGGGCCAAAGGUGGGGGCAGCACAGCCGAGCACAGGACUGACACUACACUACAGCCCUAUCAGGGCCGCUGUCUUCGGUCUAGUGUCUACACCUGCAGUAACUAACUGAGACCUCUCCUAGAGAUGGGGACGUAUCUGCUGUAGCGUAGUUCAUGGGGUGGAAUUCUUCUAUGAACAGACACAAUGCAACCAUGGUUACAUCAUUCUUGUUUCUUGCUGUAGAAAUGAGAAGAUCUCCAUUGCAGCUAGCACUCAUUCUUCAAUGAACAGUGGACAAUUCAACCAUGAUUGAAUAAUUGUUUUACUGUAAAUAAUAAUAUAUUCAGUGGACCACAGGCUGCAUAUGUCUGCAGAAGUCAAACCCCACAUGCCUGAGGUCAUCCACUGAACCAUAACGUUACUGUAUACCUUCUCAAGCGUUCCAUCUGGCCGUGGUUAGAGAAGGCAGAUAGGAGAGUAUGAACACGCUAACAUCCAGACUGCAUAAAUAGCUUUUUAGCUGAACCUAAUGGAGUGAGUGAGGCGUAACCACAGGGCAGAUAACAGCACAGAUAGUCCUUUUUCAUCAGUUUUUCCAAGCCCAUGUGAGAGGGAGUGCUACAACACCUCUCUUCUUCCUCUGGAAGCCAUCAGACAGCCAAGCCCCAAGCAGCAGAAGCUCUCUAAAGUUUUAGCCAUAUGCAAAUCACAGUGCUGUGGGGCUGGCUAGGCUGACUGUUGUAGCUGCUGUACUCUGGCAGAACUGUUAGCGAUGCAGGGUCAGGCAGUCCAGGCUACUAAGCCUGUGGUGUGUUUUUGCCUUAUUCAUUAGUGUCUGGAUGGCUGUGUGGGCCUGACUCACUGCCCUCAGCCUGGGCCUGACUCCCCCCUCCUCCCUCAGCUCAACUCCCCCCCCCCCCCCCCCCCCCCCCCCCCCACAGUUCCUUCUGUCAUGCACCCUAUGACACCCUCCCUCCCUCGCUCUGCUCUGCACCCUGCCCCUCCCCCCGCCACAUUCACAUACAUUAGCACAGCCCAGAACAAUGCUCACUCCACACAGGAAAUGGGCAUUUCUCCUCUGAGAUGAUUCUAUAUCGGCAAUUAAUUGCAGCAUUUUGAUCUUUUGUGUCCACUGUGGACAAUUAGCAUUUUAGCAGCAGCAUAGCUAUUACCUGUGCCUGAGGAUUGUUCUGUAGAGUUCUGCAAAGACAUUUACAUUUACGUCAUUUAGCAGACGCUCUUAUCCAGAGCGACUUACAUUAUUUUAUUUUAUUUUCAUACCCCCUGUGGGAAUCGGACCCACAACCCUGGCGUUGCAAACGCCAUGCUCUAUCAACUGAGCUACAUCCCUGCCGGCCAUUCCCUCCCCUACCCUGGACGACCCUGGGCUGCAAAGAGAGAGAGAAACUGUAGAAUGGUGAUGAAUCUGAAGAAUCUAACCUUAAUCUCCUGGGUCGCAUUCAUUAGGCACGUAUUUUAGCUUUCCGCUGGAAAACAUUUUGCUACAGUGUGCACUUAUGAAUACGACCCUGUGUUAUGUAAGGGCUGCUAGAAAGAUGGGAUUUCUUCUUAGGCUCUAAUAAGAGUGAGAGUCAAUCGAAAGGAACAUGUCUUCCAUCUCACCUCUAGUGGUUCCAGAGCGAUUAAUGGAGACAAAGUGACUGGGUUCAUCCCAAAUGGCACCCUAUUCCCUACAUAGUGCACUACUUUUGACCAGGAUCUAUAUGGCUCUGGUCAAAAGUAGUGCACUAUGUAGGGGAAUAGGGUUCCAUUUGGGACACUGCAGGUGACUGUAGCUGCCUGUUUAAAGAGUGAUGGACCUGGUGGAUGACCUUCUCUAGUCUAGACUGAUGCUGAGUUGGUGAAAACAUUUAAACGCUGUCUAUCUGUCGCAGUGCAGGGAGGUUGCAUCAUCAUCCAUCUAAAUGCCAGACAGCAGAUUUUAGUUGCCGAUUUUUAAAUACAGGCUACUAAAAUAUCAACUUUUCUAACGUGUUAGAGAAGUAGGCUAAUCUCUCUGGCACCAGGCUGCAUGCCUACUUAAUGCUGCUGUCUCUGGCUGAACCUGCAGGCAGAAGUCACCUGUGAGGAAUCCAAGCUUUGUCCUUGGAUGCACAGGCUUGUAUAACAUGCAUUCCAGUAAAAGUCAAAACAGACCGUGCAGACCAACCGUCCGAUCUCAUCUGACCACAGAACAUCAGCUGUAUUUUUCUGUUAAUUUCCCGACGAUUCUACAUCAAUACCCAGCAGGUGAUCUACUGCACACGGCCGAGGUUUGUGUUGGUCUUCCCUCUAACACAGUGGGUGCGUCCCAAUAAUAUACUACUUCCCACAUAUCUAAAAGCAUUGUAUUGGUGGAGGCAUGGGCUAUAGGGAAUUUCCACCACAUUUCUUGUACCAGUCAUUUACUUUUAAAUCAGUGAAGGGAAGUGAAUAAGUUCACGCUUUGGGAGGAAAGAGAGAUAAUUGGGAGGUAGCCAGUGUAGUGAAUGGCCAUGGAGGGUGACUUCAUGUAACAUCUAUCCCAUGUGUUCCCCUGUCUCUUUAGGACGAGUCCCGGAUCAAGGCGACGGUGAUGGAGGUGAAACCUGUGGACCACAAGGAGUACAGCAAGAGACUCAUCAUGAACAUCAGGAAGAUGGCUGCCGCCCAAUAA
This is a messenger RNA of Coregonus sp. 'balchen', 40977 nucleotides long. Lineage: Eukaryota; Metazoa; Chordata; Actinopteri; Salmoniformes; Salmonidae. The record is from the annotation of a GenBank genome assembly.